This is a messenger RNA of Pyrus x bretschneideri (Chinese white pear), 1064 nucleotides long. RefSeq names its product anthranilate synthase beta subunit 1, chloroplastic. Lineage: Eukaryota; Viridiplantae; Streptophyta; Magnoliopsida; Rosales; Rosaceae. The transcript is spliced from 9 exons. Gene Ontology annotation, cellular component: cytosol. The coding region runs from base 137 to 964 and encodes 275 amino acids. The record is from RefSeq and is a predicted model, not a curated record. Gene Ontology annotation, biological process: L-tryptophan biosynthetic process.
AUUAACCCAAGGUCUUUAAUGCGACCUCAAAACAUUGAGGUGAUGAAUCUCUCGUCUUGUUAAGUUGAAAGUCACCAAAAUGCAAUUGGACUGAAGAAUUUCAAGCGACGCGUCUCUCCUCUCUCUCUGUCUAGCAAUGGCGGCCACGGUGACAUCUCAGUCCUCUCUAUCAAAACCCGCUCUCUCUUUCAAAACCCUGCAAACCCCUCGUCCUACCUCCAUUGCCGUGCCCUCAUCUUCCCUCUCACGACUGCGAUUUGGUGUGAAAUUGGGAAAUGGGUUUGCCGCAAAAGCUUCAAUGGCCGACUCCGAACAGAACUCGAAGCCCCCCGUUGCCGAAAAGAGGGUCAAGAAUCCCAUCAUUGUCAUAGACAAUUAUGAUAGCUUUACCUACAAUCUCUGCCAGUAUAUGGGAGAGUUGGGAUGUCUCUUUGAAGUCUAUCGGAACGAUGAACUAAGUGUUGAUGAACUAAAAAGGAAAAAUCCCAGAGGAGUGCUAAUCUCUCCUGGGCCAGGCACCCCUCAAGAUUCUGGAAUAUCAUUGCAAACUGUGUUGGAGCUAGGGCCCAUUGUACCCUUAUUCGGUGUAUGUAUGGGUUUGCAGUGCAUCGGGGAGGCUUUUGGAGGGAAAAUUGUUCGUUCUCCUUUUGGCGUCAUGCAUGGGAAGAGCUCUCCUGUAUAUUAUAACGAGGAGGAAGAUAGCUUGUUUUCAGGAUUAUCAAACCCUUUCACUGCUGGCAGAUAUCACAGUCUUGUAAUCGAUAAGGACAGUUUCCCAGGUGAAGAACUGGAAAUUACAGCAUGGACAGAGGAUGGACUGAUAAUGGCUGCUCGUCACAAGAAAUAUAAGCAUCUUCAAGGGGUUCAGUUUCAUCCUGAAAGUAUCAUAACUUCUCAAGGCAAGACAAUCGUGCGUAACUUUAUUAAAUCGAUAGAGAAAAAAGAGUCUGAAUCUGAGAAUUAGAGGUUUGGUUGAUCUGCAGAUUCUGCACAAUGUAAUGUAGCAUGGUGAUAAGACCCACAUGUAUUAUGAGUCAAGUUUGUUAUCAAUGCACUUUCUUUUA